GUGUGUAUGUGGUGUCGCGUGAGCCGCACUAGUGCCUUACACGUUGUGUUCCACUAGAAUACACCAAGUCACCAGAUCCGCGGGCGCGCGACGCGCGUCAGAGCGCGACAGGUGUCUCCUGGCUGUACAGGUGUUCUCUUCAGUCGGCCAGUGGUGGUCAGCGGCGCGCAUUCGUGCGUGCGUGCGAGCAUGCCUGCGUGCGUGCGUGCAUGCGUGCGUGCAUGCGUGCUCCGUGUUCCGUUCCGUUCCGUACCGUACCACUCGCGCGUCGUGGAGCGCGAGGAAAGUCUCGGUUCUCUCUUCUCUUUCGCGGCCGCGCGGCGCGAGUUCCGUUCCGUUUCGCGGCUCGAGACUUUUCCUACGAGAAAGUGAUACAUUCGCGAAAGAAACGCGGCGCGACGCCGCGUAUGUGUGUACGUGUGUAUGUCGGAACUCUGAAUAAUGACUUGGCCGAGGCGCAAAGUCAUCGACUCAGGAAUACCGAGAAGAGAGAGGAGCGAUCCACGCGCACGCCCGAUCGACGGAAGGAUGGACUCGCGUUGCACUGGGAUAUUAUGUUAAUCACCUUUUACGGUCAGAAUGAGGGAGGAAGAGCUCGAGAUAUCACUCAAGGUGGUGAUAGUGGGCAACGGCGCCGUGGGGAAGUCGUCGAUGAUUCAGAGGUUUUGCAAAGGUACAUAUACGAGGGACUACAAGAAGACGAUCGGCGUAGACUUCCUGGAGCGUGAGAUCGAAGUCGAUGGCGAGGAUGUAAGACUGAUGCUGUGGGAUACUGCAGGACAGGAGGAAUUUGAUGCGAUAACCGCGGCGUACUAUCGCGGCGCACAUGCCUGUGUUCUCGCUUAUUCGGCCACCGAUAGAGAUUCUUUCGAUGCAAUUCCGUCAUGGAAACUCAAGGUCGAAAAUGAGUGCGGAGAAAUACCUACAGUCCUGGUGCAAAAUAAAAUUGAUCUCGUCGACCAGAGCGUGAUCGAUCCGGACGAAGCCGAAAGGCUCGGUCGUGCCUUAGGCUGCAAACUUCUGCGGACGUCCGUGAAGGAGGAUAUCGGCGUAAUGAGCGUCUUCCGACACUUGGCGUCCCGAUGUCUGCACGAGAUGCGUCGCUCCGACGACGAUUAUCAAGACGACCUGAGAUUAUAUUCCGCGGAGCCUAGAUCUCCUUCCGUCAUAAGUGCAUUUAGUCCGGACGGGUCAAUGUGUGGUCGUAACGUCGGUAAUGGAACGAUAAUCCUUCGGCCCGGCGGUCACAAAACGAAGAGUCAUAAGAAACGAAAUUUCGUGAAAAACGCUUGUAGGCUCUUGUAGCUAUUUUGUUUUUUUUUUCCGUGUACGAUAAAGUUACAUCGCGCGCUCCUUAUUAUCGCACGAAGACGUCGAAGGUACGGGUGUGUCUUGUAAAUAUAUAUAGUUUAUUCUCUGAAGGCGUAAACGGACGGUGAUUUACAGUGUCCGAUAGUGCAAGUCUUAUGUACUCUAAUUUACGACCUACGACGGUUUCGUGUAUAAGAACACAUAGUACGCAUAACAUUUGGGAACUCAUUAAUUUAAACGCAAUAGAAAUAAUCAUCAUAUAAUUAAUAAUGUUGCUCAUAACGUUAACCAAAUGGUUGUAGAUUGUAAGGUACGGAAGAUUUAAUCGCAAAAUAUUAAUUGCAACUACGCGUACUCGCAAAUGCAAAUAGGAUGGGAAUAGUGAUAACGAAUAUGACGCGUAAUUUGUAAAUAUCUCGCCAUAUUAUCAUAUAUAUGUGUUAAACGAUUAAUCGUUAAAUUGCUUUCAAGGACCAAAUUAUGAAAUUAAGAUUUUUAUGUCGAUACGAAUGUAGCGAUAAAUAAUAACAAUAAUAGUAAUAUAAUUAUUAUUUACAGAUUAGUGCGUCGAUUAAUUUUAUUCAAGAUUAUCCAAAUUCAAUAAUAACUUAAGACUUCCACCAUGCUCAAUUUUACAAAAUUUUGAUAUUAACGAAAAUAAAAAUGCAUUUUGAACAUGUAUUGUGGUUUAAGGCUUUUAUCUCUUUAACGUAACGAUGGAAUUACGUUGUCAAAAAUGAGAAAUCGUCUGAUUUCUUUAUUUCUUUACAUGUGUCAUCACUUUUGACAUCAUAAUUCCAUUUGAUAAUUGAAAUAAGAAAUUGUAAUAAAACAAUGAAAGCUUUAAGCACAGUUUGUGUAAACUACAGUUUCUUAAGGCAAUAAUAUAUUACAAUAAGUUAUACUUAAUAACUAAUGUAUUUUUUACUUAUUUGUAAUAUUCUGGAACACAAUAAAAUCUCUGUACAUUUUGCUAAAA
Messenger RNA from Solenopsis invicta (red fire ant), 2290 nucleotides. RefSeq names its product ras-related protein Rab-23 (gene Rab23). The transcript has 7 exons. The coding region runs from base 580 to 1305 and encodes 241 amino acids. The record is from RefSeq and is a predicted model, not a curated record. Lineage: Eukaryota; Metazoa; Arthropoda; Insecta; Hymenoptera; Formicidae. Gene Ontology annotation, molecular function: GTPase activity; GTP binding.